AUGGACGCCUUCGUGACAAGGAAACGAAAGCCCAGUCCAGAUCUGGCUAAUGCUAGCCAGAAUGAUGACUCUGAGCAGUCAACUGAAAUAAAGUUGGCUAUCCUGUCAUCUCUAUAUCCAAAAGUCGACCAAGAGACUCUUCUCGAUGUUCUCCUUGCCCACGACGGCGAUGUAGAAGCAACUCGCCAGGCCCUGAAGGCCCCUUGUCUGUUGCAGACUCCUAAGGCCAACCGCAGCGGCCUGUCUUCUCAGACUUCCCUCCGGGCCUUCGCUGUUACUUCCAGCAAUAACGCCUCUCCAGACUUCAAAAGGCCUAAGGUACUAUCCCGAAAGGGGCAAACAUUACACUUAUACGACCCCAAAGACAUCAGCGAGCACACUCCAUGUUCCGUCAUCCUUAACUUCCUCCCUGCUGAAGAAGCCAAUGCGCUGCUGUUGGAGCUGCUUGAGGAGGCCAAGACUUUCCAAAGAGCAACCUUCAAGUUGUUUGAUAAUGUCGUUACGAGUCCGCACACCUCUUGCCUCUACAUAGGCAGCCAAAAGGAACUACAAGAGCAAAAGCAUGAGUAUGUAUACAACGGAGAGAAGAUGACGGACGUUAGGACAUUGACUCCCCAUCUAGAACGGGUCAGAGCCCGUGUCCAAGAAGCCGUCAAUCGCGAAAUUCGAGAACGCAUCCGCACCCACUACGGUGGCAAAAAGCUCAAGUAUCAGGCCCCGGGCCCCUGGAUCCCCAAUGCAGCCUUUGUAAAUUGCUACAAUGGUCCACAAGAGAACCACAGCGACCAACUAACCUACCUCGGCCCACGCGCGGUAAUUGGCUCCCUCUCCCUAGGCGUAACCCGCGAGUUCCGCGUGCGCCGCAUCCUGCCCCCCAACUUCGACUCCUCUAACAUCGCCAGUCUCUCAUCCGACUUCGACCCGGACAUGGCAGGCCAGAUCUCCAUCCACCUACCGCACAACUCCCUCCUAGUCAUGCACGCCGACAUGCAAGAAGGUGAGGCUUAA
Molecule: messenger RNA, 1008 nt
Organism: Thermochaetoides thermophila DSM 1495
Lineage: Eukaryota; Fungi; Ascomycota; Sordariomycetes; Sordariales; Chaetomiaceae
Exons: 4
Coding region: 1-1008 (335 amino acids)
Biological process (GO): DNA repair; DNA alkylation repair
Cellular component (GO): nucleus
Molecular function (GO): dioxygenase activity; ubiquitin binding
Source: RefSeq, a predicted model, not a curated record